Molecule: messenger RNA, 3486 nt
Organism: Pocillopora damicornis (cauliflower coral)
Lineage: Eukaryota; Metazoa; Cnidaria; Anthozoa; Scleractinia; Pocilloporidae
Biological process (GO): signal transduction; protein phosphorylation; regulation of apoptotic process
Molecular function (GO): protein kinase activity; protein binding; ATP binding
Source: RefSeq, a predicted model, not a curated record
UAAGAUGUCUUCGAAAGAAUAUCUGGUUGAUGAAUUAACUCGGUAACUUAGUAAAAUGAGUGAUUAUCGAGCACUUCUGUUGAAUAUUUCAAACCAUUUAACGUCUGAAGAUGUAACUGGGCUUAAAUAUCUCUGCGUGGAAGUCAUUCCGGCCGGAAGAGCAGAGAAAAUUACUCGUGCAUUCGAGUUCUUCUCCGAGCUUGAACGUCUGAACUUGCUUUCGGAGGAGAAUCGAGACUUUUUGGCUUCAAAACUUAUUGCUAUCAAUAGAAAUGACUUGAGGAAUAAACUUUUAGGGAUUCAAGAAAAUGAAACAGCGUCACAGAUAAGCCAAAGACAGGUAGCAUCAGCACAGCCAAAUAGUUGGGAUGACAAGCCUGUUCCUGGAGAUUUAGUUUACAAUCUUGUUGAAGAUCUGAGCACAAGCUGGAAAAUGUUGGGAAGACGUCUUGGUCUUACAGAAGGUGUCUUAAGCAACAUUGACUCAGAACAUCGGAAAGUUGUAGAAAAAGGCGUGGGAAUGUUUGAAGAGUGGAAGAAAAGAAAAACUGGCAACGCAUCAAUGAAAGCUUUACGGAAAGCCCUUGAGCUUAUAGGAAGACGAGAUUUGUCUGAAAGAGUGAGAGAUUAUGCAUUGAAGAAGCAGCAAGAAGAGAUUGAUGCUGCAGUGGAACAUGAAUACCAGACUGAAAUAGCAGAACAGAGGCCUUUUCCAAACUUAAAUGACAUGGGCCAUGUCUUGCCAAAUUAUCCUCCACAACGUGUCCCUGGAGAGCAAACAGAAUAUAGUAGUCUGAGACCAGUACCAUCCAACCAACCUGGUUGGACUCAACCAAAUCAAAGCUUUCCACCUUCCUCUGCCCCACCAGUCACCACAAGUGGUUUGGAUCCAUCUACUAUGGGUGGUUGGGAUCAACCCAGUCAAGUUUUUCUACCUCUCCCCACUCAGCAGGCCCCUGUGGGUAGGCAGGAUUCAUCAAUUCGGCAACAACCUACCCUCUAUAAUGAAACAGCUCCAACCCCCUUAGCAAUGCAGGCCAUUUCUGGUCGUCCAAACCUUCCCUAUUACAGGCCACUUCAUUCAGGCACUGGGCAAAAUCCCCCUCCUCACUCUUCAACCUCAGCAGUUACAAGAAAUCAAAGAUCACAGAGUGACUCAAUUGUUGUCAAUCCAUCUAUUCCUCAUCCUGCACAAAUCUCUCAACCUAGCGUAGACCGAUCUGUUUCCUCUCCUGGGCCACUUCCUCCAAGCACAAUGGUGAAUCCCUCUUUUCAGUCUUUACCUCCAGCUGUCCCAUCUGAGAGUGCAUCUCACAGAACCUCAUUGACUUCAAAUGUUGGCAAUGAAGUACCCCAAGAACCAACAGCUGUCCCAGGGUUCAGUAAUCCUCCUCCCUUUGAUGAUACAUCAAAUCAGAGGCUACAGACCGAUUCAUCACUGGCUGACCCAUCCCUUGGUUAUCCUGUACAAGUCUCUCAACCCAGCAUGGAAAAUCCCUCUCUUCAAUCUCCACUUUCACCAGAUGCUGUAACACAGGGACCUCCUGGUUCAACUGCAAGACCGGUUCAGGAGCACUCUGCAUUAGCAGGGUCUGCUGGACUGGAUGCCAUAGAUCAUCCUCCUAAUGGAAGCAUCAGUACAGGCAUCCCAGCCACUGCUGAUCUCAAAGUACAGGUUUCCGCUAUGGGUAAUUUUUUGGAUCCUGUGAAGUAUGAGCCUAUCGAAAUGAUAGGAUCUGGCGGUUUUGCUAAGCAAAGAAGGGCAGUUGAAAAUGAAGUAACAGUUCUUUCAGAUGUAAAGCACAAAUACAUUGUGCCGUUCCUCUAUGCAGAGGAGAAGCAAAACACUAUGUUGUUGUUUCUGGAGUACAUGGAAGGGGGUUCUGUGGAGGACAUGUUAAGACAGAAAGGACCCUUAGAAGAGCUGCUUGUCAGAAAGUUUACCUGGCAAAUGCUUAUUGGGGUUGAAUUCCUCCACGGCAAAGGAAUUAUUCACAAGGAUAUCAAAGGUGCAAAUGUUCUGCUAGAUGGGCAACAACAGAACAUAAAACUUGCUGAUUUUGGCAUCUCAAAAGUCAUGACAGCACUGAAAACCGUCACCGGUGGAAGAGUGACUCAAGGCAACGUGGCUUCUUUUCAUUGGACAAGCCCGGAAAUGCUCUCUAACAAACCCUAUGGAAGGAAAACUGAUAUUUGGAGUGUGGGUUGCACUGUAGUCGAGAUGUUGACUACCAAACCGCCUUUGUUCUAUGAAGACUUGGACUUGGCGCAAAGAAUGUAUAAGAUUGUGAACCACCAAGUUGAGCCACCGAAAGACUGCAAAUCCAUUGCUUUUGGGUUUCUUAAGAAAUGUCUCAGUAAAGAAGACGUUCGUCCCACUGCCGCUGAGCUAUUGAAAGAUGAUCCUUUCGUGCAGUUUUCAUCAGAGGAGAUGAAGGAAGUAUUUUGAAUGUCUCGCCACAAGACAAUGCUGGUGGCUAACGAACAGCAAAAUUCGCGUUAGACAGGUUAUGUAAGCUUGCUGUGAAGAUUAGUCACGAGAGAAGACUUAAUAUCGUUAAUUGUGAUAAUGUGUUGGGACGUGUUAUUGACACUGUAUUCAGGAAACUGUGCCUUUUGCAACAAGGACUACAUGAUCAAUUGAUCAGUUACAAUAGACGGAAGUCGCACACUAUCCCUCGUGGCGUUCGCAAUUUUCAAUCUCCGCUUUGUGGAUGCUCUCUGACCUCGACUCUAGGGAUGUAAUAUGAAAUCGAUGGCAUAUAUCCUUUUAAAUAAGAUGAGAAACGACCGCCUUUGGAAUGUAACUUGUAGUCUAUGGUCGAAAGAAACGAAUAGAAUUUGUUAUUAAGAGACGUUAGACAGUGCAACACUUACCUACCCAUACCUGAUUUGUAAUUCUCACUUUUAAGGGCCAUUUAUUUCUUUUUGAAAUAAUGACGGAAAUUUGGUGUUCUGUGAACUUUAUAUCCUCUAGCUGAUCAGUUUGUGUAUUCUCUUCACACAUUUGCUGGAUAUAGUAUAGAUUUUGUGGGGAGAAUUCAGAUGUUGAUCAGAUUUGGGAGAUAUGGAGUUUCAUGUGGUCUUGUUAGGUAUUUCAUUCUAGAAGCUGUUAACCACGCGAGGAAUUCAGCCUUUGGGUGAAGAAGGUUUCUUUUAAAGGUUACUGUGAACAAAAUCUGGUCAAAGUGUUCACACUUUUUUUAGAAUUCUUUUUAUUCGAAAAAAAUUUUACAAAAUCUUUAAAAGAACGUAAGGUACGCCUGGAAAGGCUUACACGUGCCUACCAAAACAAAUAGUAUUAAAAAGUCUAAUCUUUUCAGAAUCUAUUGUUAAUAAGCUUCUCAGUGAUACAUUGUUUUUCGCGGUUUCUUUUAAAGUAGCACGUGCAGGACGUAAUUUUUAGGGAGGGGCCCAAUUUUGUCGACAGUUACCGCUGACCUCAAAGCACAGCAGUAUCAGCCAUAAAUUGAGAUGAGUGUAUGA